AUGAAGCUCGCCGCCGCCGCUCUCAUCCCUACCCUCGCCCUCGCCGCCACCCAGGUCAAGCGUGAAGAUACUUGGGGCGGAAGCGUCUCCCUCGGCCCGACCAAGUCGACCAUCACAAAGGCCGUCACGACCCUGAUCCCUGGCGCUGCCCCGGCCACCCAGAAUGGCGUCCUGUUCCUGUGGCCUGGAAUGAGCAACGGAACUGGCGAUCUGGUCCAGACCACCCUUGAGGACUGGGAGAGCAACGACUGGUGCGGUGCUAGCCGCGGUGAGUGGUGCGUACGCGCCAGUCUGUUCGGCAGCUUUGGUCAGUUGGAUGGCGAUGCUGGUGUCGUAAAGGGCGACGACCAGGUUCGCAUUGAGUAUGAGUUGCAGGAUGAUCAGGACACUUGGGUCCAGACCGUUACCAACGCGCAGACCGGUGAAGCUUUGUCCUCUUUCUCCUACAAGUCUGGUCCCUACAUGACCGGAUACGGCACCGGCACCGAGUGCAACGACGGAUGCACCGGCACCAUCAACCCCCAGCAGUACCUCAACACCGAGCUCACCCUCGCCUCUGCCGACACCACCUUCGGCGACACCAUCGCCAGCGCCGGCGGAGCCACUUACGAGGGCCUCAGCUCCAGCGAGGGUGGAAAGGUGUGGGCCAUCAAGACCAUCAACGUUCCCGCCAUGUCCGGUUAA
Messenger RNA from Aspergillus steynii IBT 23096, 684 nucleotides. RefSeq lists its product as uncharacterized. The transcript has 3 exons. The record is from RefSeq and is a predicted model, not a curated record. NCBI's taxonomy places the organism in Eukaryota, Fungi, Ascomycota, Eurotiomycetes, Eurotiales, Aspergillaceae. The coding region runs from base 1 to 684 and encodes 227 amino acids.